Molecule: messenger RNA, 3461 nt
Organism: Brassica oleracea var. oleracea
Lineage: Eukaryota; Viridiplantae; Streptophyta; Magnoliopsida; Brassicales; Brassicaceae
Product: probable LRR receptor-like serine/threonine-protein kinase RFK1
Exons: 24
Coding region: 249-3302 (1017 amino acids)
Biological process (GO): protein phosphorylation
Molecular function (GO): protein kinase activity; ATP binding; protein binding
Source: RefSeq, a predicted model, not a curated record
GGUUGUAAGAAUAAAAAAAAUCUAAAAGAGAAAACCAGAAAAAAACCAUGGGACGAAAAACACUGUUCGUAUGUAGUUUUUCAUAACUCGACAAAGAAAACACUAAUCAUCAUCACACUUACCCAAACCAACGCAGACGUUUCAGAUCUUUCACACGAUUUUUAUCCUUUUUGAUGAGACUCUGAUUUUACGUAGUCUCUCGUCUGCAUUUUCUUAAGAGAUUUGGGGUUGCAUCGCUUCUUCAUGAAAUGUUUGCCGAUAAGAAAAAGAAGAAGGGUGUUAAUAUCUUUGCAUUUUCUGUUUUUGCCAUCUUUUGCUUCAAGUUUUACGAUGUAAAUGCUGUCAAGUUACCAAAGAGUGAAGUCGAUGCUCUGCAGCAAAUCGCCAAAACGCUGGGCUCUAAGUUCUGGAAAUUUGAUGCUGAAAAUUGUAAAGUCGAAACGGUGGGGCUAACAGAGACUCCUCCCCCGACAGCUAAGCAAGAAAUAGAAUGUGAAUGUAGUCCCACUAACGAAACUGAUUGUCAUAUUAUCAAAAUUGCAUUCAAGGAUCAUAAUCUUCCAGGAACUCUUCCACCUGAAAUACAAAAACUUCCCUACCUCCAGGAGAUAGACUUCGCCUACAACUACCUGAAUGGGACAAUACCACUGGAAUGGACUAUGACAAAUUUAACAACUAUCUCUCUUCUUGUAAAUCGGUUGUCAGGGCCAAUUCCAAAGGAGGUCGGAGACAUGACUUCACUAACUUCCUUAGAUCUAGAGUCAAAUGCGUUUACUGGAACCAUUCCUGAGGAGCUAGGCAACUUAGCCAACUUGGAAAAACUGUUACUUUCCUCCAACAAAUUGACGGGUGGUUUGCCAGAUUCAUUAGCUAAACUAGAGAAGUUGGAAGAUUUCAGGAUUAAUGAUCUCCAACUCACUGGAAGGAUACCUAGUUACAUACAAAAUUGGAAGGGACUCAAGAGACUUGAAAUGAUUGCAUCUGGUCUUACCGGUCCAAUCCCAUCGGUCAUCUCAACUUUCGACAAAAUGAAAAAUCUGAGGAUCACUGAUAUAGGUGGACCAGUCCAACCAUUCCCUUCCUUAAAGAACUCAACAGAGUUCUCUAAGCUGAUACUGAAGAACUGUAACAUUGCUGGACAAAUACCUACCUAUCUUUCAUCAUUGAAAAAUCUGGAGACAUUGGACUUGAGUUUUAACAAGUUGGCUGGGACAAUUCCCGCGUUUGCGCAGGCAGAAGAUCUACGGUUUAUAAUGUUGACUGGAAAUAAACUCGAGGGAGAGGCUCCAGAUGGAUUACUAAGAGAUGGAAUCACUGUAGAUCUUUCUUAUAAUAACCUCAAGUGGCAAAGUCCUGAAAGUAGUUCUUGUCGACCACACAUGAAUCUGAAUCUAAACUUGUUUCAGAGUACUUCAAUAAAAAAAUCGAGCAAGUUUCUGCCAUGCAUCAAAGAUUUUGUAUGUCCUACAUAUUAUAGCUGCCUCAAUAUAAACUGUGGUGGAAGCGAUCUAACAGUAGAAGCAAACAAUAGCAAAAUAAUAUAUGAAGGAGAUGGAGAAGUUGAAGGUGGUGCUGCUAAGUACUAUCUGAAUCCUGAGUCUUACUGGGGAUUCAGCAGCACAGGGGACUACAUGGACGACAACAAUUUCCAAAACACAAGAUUCACUAUGUUUGUCCCGACAUCUAACCUGUCUGAACUGUACAAAACCGCACGGAUAGCUCCAGCAUCUCUCACUUACUUCCAUGCCUGCUUGGAAAAUGGAAAAUACACUGUGAACCUAAACUUCGCUGAGAUGAGAUUCACCAAUGAUGAUACUUAUAGCCAUCUUGGAAGGCGUAUUUUCGACAUCUAUAUUCAGGAGAAACUUGUUUUAAAAGACUUUAACAUCAUGGCUGAAGCAAAGGAAGCUCAAAAACCUAUAACCAAAUCAUUUACUGUUAAUGUGACGAACCACUUUUUAGCUAUCCGAUUGGGUUGGGGCGGUAAAGGAACCACCAGGAUUCCCGAAAGAGGGGUUUAUGGUCCUAUCAUAUCUGCUAUUUCCAUACUUUCAGAUUCUAAGCCGUGCGCACUCGCUGGAAGUGGAAUGAGCACUGGAGCGUCAAUUGGACUUGGAAUUGGAGUCGCAUGUCUUAUUAUCUUUCUACUAGGUGUUCUUUGGUUUUGUGGCUGCCUUCCAUGUUUCGGGCGACGAAAAGAUCCUAACGAAGAAGAGUUGCCAUCUGGAACUUUUACUUUACGGCAAAUCAAAGCUGCUACGAAUGACUUCAGUCCAGCUAACAAGAUCGGUGAAGGUGGUUUUGGUCCUGUCUUUAAGGGCGUGUUAUCAGAUGGAAGAGUUGUAGCAGUUAAGCAGCUCUCAUCUAAAUCAAGACAAGGGAACAGAGAGUUCCUAAACGAGAUAGGCGCAAUAUCUUGUCUUCAACAUCCAAAUCUCGUCAAGCUUCAUGGCUUCUGCGUCGAGCGGGCUCAGAUGUUGCUUGUGUAUGAAUGCAUGGAGAACAACAGUUUAGCUCAAGCGUUAUUCAGUCCAAAGGAUAAACAGAUUCCAAUGGACUGGGCUACGAGGUUUAACAUUUGCUGUGGAGUUGCAAAAGGUCUCGCGUUUCUCCACGAGGAGUCACCUUUGAAGUUUGUACACAGAGACAUCAAGGCCACUAAUAUUUUAUUGGACAAGGAUCUAACUCCAAAGAUAUCUGACUUCGGAUUGGCUAGGCUAGAUGAAGAGGAGAAUACACACGUUAGCACCAAAGUCGCUGGGACUAUAGGAUACAUGGCACCAGAAUACGCACUCUGGGGUUACUUAUCUUUCAAAGCAGAUGUCUACAGCUACGGUGUUUUGGUUCUAGAGAUUGUCGCUGGCAUAAACAACAGUAGUUUUAUGGCGGCAGGAGAUGAAGUCUGCCUCUUGGAAUGGGCUACUCAGUGUGAAGAGUCAGGACACUUGAUGCAAGUUGUGGAUGAGAGACUGAGACCUGAAGUCAACAAAAAGGAAGCAGAGGCUGUAAUAAAAGUGGCUCUCGUGUGCACGAACGCUUCUCCUACGGAUCGUCCUAUAAUGUCAGAGGUCGUUGCAAUGCUCGAAGGUUUCUAUCCAGUGCCUGAUUCAACCCCUGGAACAAGCAAGAAAUCAGGGGAUAUAAGGUUUAAGGCGUUCAAAGAUGUAAGGAAAGGCAUGGAUAACGACAGUAAGACGCAGUGUUCUGUUAACAGUUAUCCUUCUUCUUCCUUUUCUUCCACUACUAAUGUGGAUACUAAUGUGGCUGGACAAGAAACAAAACAAGAAGAGCCAAGGAGCUGAUCAAGAGGUUUAUAGUUCCUGUUCUUUCUCUUUUUUUUUUGUUAAAUUAUCUGACUGUUAAUUUGUAAUAUGUUUUGGAAGUCUAUUACACAACUAGAGUCCAUUUACUGUAACUUUUUUUUUUCUUGCAUCAUAUUAAUUGUUGAUUAGUUAGGGACU